GAAAGAGUAAGCAAAGUUAAAUCUAUUGCACUGCUGGGGUACACAAUUUGCACUGACACCGUUUGUCUGUCUGUGAGUCUGGCUGAGCUCUGGUCACGUCUAUUUAAAAAAUUGCCAAUAUUGAAGUGAUCAAAAGAGGCCAUCGGAAAGGUCCAUGCUUGUGGUUAAGUUCCUGGACAUUCUGUUAAGGUGUUAACUGCCACUGCCACUUCUACUGUUUUAUAGUUCAGCAUAGGCCAGCUGUCAAGCUAGCCAACUUCGUUGGCCAAAAUGGAGCGGUCUGCCAGUGUACCGUUCCAUUACGACAUGUACGGGAUGCCAUUUCACCCGGCACAUACCCUACAUGCUCCGAGGAUGACUCACAUUGCCGACAAGUCCAUUCACAACACACUCUCUUCGGCUGGGAAACACUUUCCUCACAGCAGUGACCAUGGCCUCGACACUCAGCGAAUGAUUCCUAUGCAAGAUAAAGGCAAUCACUGCAGUAUUUCCGGCAAACACCUCCACCAUCGACACUCUUCGUCGUCGUCGUCAUCACAUUCCCACAGUUCUCAGAGAAUGUCCCAUGCAACAGAAAAAUCUAUGCACCAUUCAAGCAGCUCAGGCAAGCAGUUCCCACAUGACCACACCCUUGAUUCACAAAGAAUGCUACAUGGUAUUGAAAAGUCCAGCCAAAAUAGCAGCAGCAGCUCUGGCAAGCAUUAUUCUCAUGAACAUAACAUGCAGUCAAGCCAAAGAAUCUCACACGAGAAAACAACCCAUUCUUCAUCAAUUUCUGGGAAGCAAUUCCUGCAAAGUAGCUGCCAAGAAGUUCCAAGGAUGUCACAUGUCCCAGAGAAAAAUAUUCACAACAGCAUCUCUAGUAAACAGAUCUCUUCCCACAGACAUAACUUGGAGAAGGAGAGAAUAGCAUCACCAGUUGACAAACCAGACAACAACAGCAACAGUGACCUGUCUGGGAGCCAGUUCUCCCAUGAGUCAACUAUAGAGAGCCAGAGACUGCCACUGCCCUAUAUUGGUCAGACAGUGUUUCCUGGUAACAAUAUGUACAGCAGCCAGUAUUCUCAGCCGUGUUACUUACCGACGACUGACAGAAUGCAGUCAAGCUUGGAGAGCGGACAAUCAUCUAAGGAGAGUUCUUCUCAAAAGAGCUCCACUGCUAGUAUUGAUAAAUCAUUCCAUGGUGAUGUGUCUCAAAAACAAUAUGGCCCGAACAAACUCUCGCAGAGCUCCGUAAAACAACAUCAACAUCAACCACAUCAACAGCAGCAACAGCAACCACAACAACAGCAACAACAACAACAGCAGCAACCACAACAGCAACAACAUCCUCAAUCCCUCAAACAGCUCUUCUGCGAUUACUGCGGCAAGAAGUUUGCUCAGGAAUAUUUGAUGCACAUGCACCGAAGGAAACAUACUGGAGAGAAACCGUUCCAGUGCGACAUCUGCAACAAACAGUUCUCUCGCAAAGAUGUAAUGCAGCGACACAAAAAGAAUCACACGGAUAAAAUUGAUCAACCAAUGAAAAGCAAUGAAAACCAUUAUCAGUCGAUGCCAGUCAACGUUCAAAGAAAUGAAAUUCAGAAUCAUGGAAAAUUCCAACAUCAGAAUAUUUCUCCAAGUUACCAAAGAGCACCAACUAAUACACAGAAAUAUCCAUCACAAUCUCAGCCCAUCUCACAACCUCAGUAUCAGAUGCAAAAAAACAUGGGGAGCAAUUAUCAAGGAAUGCCGCCAGAUAUUCCCAGGUUUGAAGAACUACAUAACGUCUCUAUGAAAAAAUCUUAUUACUGUGACAUAUGUCAGAAACAGUUUGCUCAGCGCUAUUAUUUGGCCAUUCAUAAACGGUCUCACACUGGCGAGAAACCAUUCCAGUGUGAUUUCUGCAUUCAGAAAUUUGCCCGCAAAGAUACCUUGAAGAUCCACCGUAGAACACACACAGGCGAGACACCUUAUCAAUGCAAUGUUUGUCUUGAAAAAUUCUCUCAAAGAAUUAAGUUGCAAAUUCAUCAGAAACAGCACAUUAGUAAGAAACGGUACCAAUGUGAUAUUUGUCUGAGACAUUUCGCACAGCGUUACUACCUGCGAAUACAUCGCAGGACUCAUACAGGGGAACAGCCUAAUCAGUGUGAAGUCUGUCUAAAACAAUUUGUACAGAAAUACCACCUGGAGAUCCACAAGAGGAUUCAUACUGGGGAGAAACUGUUCCAAUGUGAUGUCUGUCUGAAACAGUUCACUCAAAAAUACUACCUGGCCAUUCAUAAGAGAACCCACACGGGAGAGAAACCAUUCCAGUGUGACUUCUGUAUCCAGAAAUUUGCUCGCAAAACAACCCUUCAAAUACACAGGAGAACCCAUACAGGAGAAAAGCCCUUUAAAUGUGAAGUUUGCCUCAAGCAAUUUUCCCAAAGUAGCAAACUAAGAGUUCAUCAAAGGACCCACGGACCGAAACGACGCUACCAAUGUGAUGUUUGUAUGAAACUGUUUGCACAGCGACAUUAUCUUCAGAUUCACCAGAGAUCUCACACCGGAGAGAAACCGUUCCAAUGUGAGAUUUGUUUCAAACAGUUUGCUCAGAGAAACACAUUACAGAUACACAAGAGAACACACACAGGAGAGAAACCAUUCCAGUGUGAAGUCUGCCUCAAGAACUUUGCCCACAAACACUACCUGCAAUUGCAUAAAAGAACCCACACUGGGGAGAAACCGUUUCAGUGUGACUUCUGCUUCAAGCAAUUUGCACAGAGGAAUUCUUUGCAGAUGCACCGCAGAACUCAUACAGGUGAGAAACCCUUUCAGUGUGAAGUGUGUUUGAAGGCAUUCGCUCAGAGACACUACCUACGACUGCACAAACGAACCCAUACAGGUGAGAAGGCCUUCCACUGUGACUUGUGCCCUAAACACUUUGCUAGGAGCGACACACUACAUCGCCACAAGAAGACCCACAACAAGACUGCCAGUAAACCUCCAAAGACUUCUUCGAAUUCCAUCAACAAAACGGUUGAAGAAUUUCCUCCUAUGAGUACUUAUUUGUGGCAACUACUAAGGGCAGAGUUCUCCUAUCUCUUCUUCAAGAUGUGUUCUAAUUCAGCUGUACAAUACCCUCCCAUUACAAACCAUGUGAACUACCACGCCUGCAGUUUAGCAUACUCUCAGGUCGGCAUCACUCCCUCCUACCUCAGUUAUAAGCAGAGGUAUAUCGAAAAGAAACCCUAUAAAUGCAAUAUCUGCCGUAAGCGGUUUGCAUUGAGAGCCUACCUGAAAAAGCAUGAAAUGGCUCCUGAGGCCGGCAAACAUUUCACAUGUAUGUUUUGCGGCAAAGCUUUCCCGGAGCGUGACAAACUGCGUAAUCAUGAACGUACUCACACCGGUGAGAGACCCUUCCCUUGUGAGCUUUGCGAUAUGGCUUUUGCUCAGAAAGACAAGUUGAAGAUCCAUCAACUGACUCACACCGGCAGUAAACCCUUUCAGUGUACCAUAUGCCACAAAGCCUUCUCUAGAAACGAUAAACUUAAAAUACACACCCGUUCUCACACAGGAGAGCGGCCUUUUGAAUGCUUAAUUUGUCGUCGCGCGUUCUCUCGCAACGACAAGUUAAAGCUGCAUCAGCGGUCGCACACGGGUGAAAAACCAUUUGAGUGCCCUGUUUGUCAACGGUGUUUUUCACGCAAUGACAAGCUGAAAAUCCAUGAGAGAUCACAUACAGGUGAGAAACCGUUUAGCUGUGGGAUUUGUCAGAAAGCUUUCUCUCGUAAGGACAAGAUGAAAAUUCAUGAAUUCACACACAGUGGGGAAAAGCCAUUUAGUUGUUCGCUUUGCUCAAAGUCCUUCUCUCGCAAGGACAAACUAAAAUUGCACGAGUUUACGCAUUCAGGACAGAAGCCUUACAGUUGCGAAAUAUGCCGCCGUGCAUUCUCUCGCAACGACAAGCUGAAGUUGCACCAGCGCACACACAUAGCCAGUGCCAUGGGUACAGAGGAGAACAAGAUGAACAAAUGCGACAAAGAUUGCACCAUGGCUGCUGCUACUGCACCACCGCCACCGCAACGAUGUAACACUGAUAAACACAGCCAGUGUCACGCAGGGAACCAUGCUGUCACCACACUGGUUGCAUCUGCACCAACUUCGGUGCAGUCUUCGUCUAUGAUACCAACACCAGCUGCAUGUUCACACCAAAGAAUGCCCUCUCACUUGCCACAUCUGCCACAGUUACCACCACUCACCCUCAAUUCUCCUCCCAUGGCUACGGCCUGCUCUCACCAGAUGUCGGCUUUGAACAACUUCAACUGGAAGAGGAAUGUUCCCCCCAUGACGUCUACAUGGACUACAAACUGGGGUAACACCCUCAGCGUGCCGUCCUACAGCAUCGGACAGAGGAAGUGUGAGAACCAAGAAGCAGUACACAGCAUUCAAACCUUAAUGCACUAACUGACAACCCAGCCUGCCCUCUGUGAGGCUUCUCAAAUCUGACAGUAAACUACUACAUCAUUGAAUGUUGGUAGCUAACCACCCCAGCCAGCCAGCUAUGCCCUGCCACUACCUGUGGCUCGGCUGUCCUAAUGUCUACAACAUGAACAACUCAACUCUGUAUAAAAACAAACCCACCCUUAAUCGACCCAUUGUAAUGAUUUCACCAUUGUAUAUGUCUCCAGUCAAUAAAGUCUGAUACCCAGUGGCUCCUCCCCCACUGGAUACAGCACCAUUU
This is a messenger RNA of Octopus bimaculoides (California two-spot octopus), 4705 nucleotides long. RefSeq lists its product as uncharacterized. Lineage: Eukaryota; Metazoa; Mollusca; Cephalopoda; Octopoda; Octopodidae. The record is from RefSeq and is a predicted model, not a curated record. Gene Ontology annotation, molecular function: DNA-binding transcription factor activity, RNA polymerase II-specific; RNA polymerase II cis-regulatory region sequence-specific DNA binding.